AUGUCAUCCGUUUGGUUCCAUAUGUCUGUUGAGAGAUUUUUGAAAUGUCUAAUUUUCCUGAUUACUGUACUUUUGAUAUCUGGAAAUUGUUUGUUAGUGGCACAGGUUUCAAAAAGUCAGCCAGCGAUGCAACAGGAAAUUCUGGAAAAAAUCGAUCCACGAUUAUCGGAAAUGUUCGAGAAAUAUGCAGUUUUUGUAUUUGAUAUCUACAGUAUUCCAGUCAAAUUGGCUUCUAUUGAAGCCCUUAUUUUAUCAUUGGUUUCAGUGGUUUUUUGUUUGGUUUUGACAGUUUUAUCCCUAAAACAUUUCAACCGCCAAAAGCCGAAUAUGUCUCCAGCUACAGCCAAAAAUCAUCGAAUGAUGAUGUACAUGUUGCUCUCCUACGUGGCACAUUUCUUAUUAUAUUUCUCUUUCCCUCUGGCCGCUUUUAUCUUGGCAAUACAUGAUUUAAUGCCAUUUUUUGGUCCUAUGACAUUCCUUCUCAAUAUCAGCCCCGCCCACUUUUUGGGAUUGAGCCUUUCUUUCACCUAUUGCUUGAUUAUCAGCCCUUAUCGACGAGUAUGCAUUGCAAUAUUGUAUCUUCUCACUUGCACUGUUCAAAAACCAGAAGCAUUAAGAGGCCAAAACUCGAAUUCCAACUCAUCUGUAUCCAUAAUUGACAGUAUUAUGAGAAGACAUUCAUAUAGAGUGUCUUCUAGCACCUAA
This is a messenger RNA of Caenorhabditis briggsae, 705 nucleotides long. The transcript is spliced from 3 exons. Bases 1 to 705 code for a protein of 234 amino acids. Lineage: Eukaryota; Metazoa; Nematoda; Chromadorea; Rhabditida; Rhabditidae. The record is from RefSeq and is a predicted model, not a curated record.